AUGGAAGAGGCUGAGGAGAGCAAGAGGAGGAUGAGCUCCCCAUGUACCAAGAGCACUACAAUGCUCUCUUCUCCAUGGACUUUGUGGAGACCAAGUACCCACAUGAUGACACAUGAGAGAUCUUGGAUCUUUGAGGAUGUGGAGUUGGUGCUCAAGAACAUGCAAUUGGCCAAGUUCUUCUCUCACCGCAUGGAGUCUUACAAGGAGCUCACUUGUGAGUUUUUGGCGUCGAUGAAGCAUCACGAGUUUGAUGAGCUCGAUCGAGCUGAGUUGGACCAAGGCUGGGGGUCCAAGGCUGCCAGAUCAGAAGCCCAGUGCUUAGAUAUGUCACAAGGCUCUUGCCAACACCUUCUUUGCAAGGAAAGCCACUGGACAAUCAAUGAGGGAGAAGUGAAGCUCCUUGACAUGGGAAUCAAGCCCAUCAUCUCACGCACAAGGAUGGGAAGAAGAUCAGAGGAGAUAGGGCACACGCAGGGAAUCUCAUGCCUCUCCUUGAGCAGCUCCAAGCCUACAAGGUCACAGCUUACAACACUAGGCACCAAAGAGGAAGGAAGCUUAGUGUUGGAGGGGUCAUCACACCAAUUCUUUGUGCAGCUGGAGUUCAAGUGGACAAGAGAAGGAGUUGGAUGGGAGAUUCCAAUUCAAGUUCACACACCCACGGCUGGCCCUUCCAAGCUUCUUCUGCCCAACCCUGAGCUCACCACGGUCCUAGGGGUACAAACAUUGACUUCAGACCCCCUGUGUACACUUUGGUUGGGCAUGAAGAGAUUUGCAAGAAGAGAGAUCGAGCUCGAUCGAGCUGAGGAUCGAGCUGAGGAUCAAGCUGAAGAUGGAGUGCAGGAUUUGGGUGAGCCUGAGUGCUAUUACUUUGAGGAGUAUGAGGCUCCAAGGAUGAACCCCUCUGUUGUGGCUGCCACAAGAGGAUUGGACUUCUCCAAAAGUUCAACAAGUGGCAAGGGAAGGCCAUGA
Molecule: messenger RNA, 969 nt
Organism: Microthlaspi erraticum
Lineage: Eukaryota; Viridiplantae; Streptophyta; Magnoliopsida; Brassicales; Brassicaceae
Source: the annotation of a GenBank genome assembly